GUUACUCAAUUUUCCCGAGCGCAUUAGUUCACGAGAAAUGGCCGUGGAACAACCUAAAGUCAAUUGCCAAACGAAUCUGAGCUACUACUUCACCGAAUAUUGCGACAAUUCGACGAUACACGGAUUGAAGUUCAUCGGGGAGAGAAAGCGGAGCUUCAUUGAGAAAGUAUGGUGGAUUGUUUCCGUAACAUUCGCGCUUUACCUGUGCGCCACGAUGAUUAAGCAAACUUACAAGAAGUGGAUCAAUUCGCCGGUGAUCGUCUCGUUCGCGACGAGCGAGACUCCGAUUUGGGAAAUCCCUUUUCCGGCCAUCACCAUUUGCCCUCUGGGGAAAACCGACCUGACCAAGUUUAACUUUAAGGAGAUUUCACCUGGCAACUAUACCGAGGAGGAAGCGGAGAACCUGACCUCCCUCGCACUCAUCUGUCCCAUGGUACUCGAGCUGUUCCCAGCUAUUAACGCGACGAGAACGAUUCACGACAAGGCCAUAGACUUUCUAAUCGACAGCGUUCCCGAUUUUGAUUCGUCCGUUAGGGGCUGCCUAUGGCGUAAUCGCUUUUGCGACAAGGAGUCGAGGAAGCUGUUUAAUCCAGUCCUGACAAGUGGGGCGGUUUGCUAUUCGUACAACAUGUUGGACUGGGGCGAUAUUUAUACGGAUGCUACAGAUUUGGAUUACUAUGAGCGGUUGGGAAUUGAGCACCAGUCAAGAUCACAUUGGAGUCCCGAAGAUGGAUACGAUGAAAAUGUAAAGAUCAAUAUCUAUCCCCGCCGAACGUCCAUGACGGGGACUAAUGGUGGUAUGGAGGUUGUACUACAGACCAUCGUUAGAGAUGCCAAUUACAACUGUGGAGAUAGUUUGAAAGGAUACAAGGUUAUGGUACACCAUCCUGGGGAAAUGCCCCGUUUCCACCAGCACUACUUUUGGGUGCCCCUGGACCAGUUAAUUUCUGUAUCGAUUAAACCGAACAUGAUAACGACGUACGGCGAUUUAAAGUCGUACAAGCCGUGGGAUCGUCAGUGUUAUUUCGAAGAGGAAAAGCAACUGAAGUACUUCAAAAUUUACAACCAACAGAAUUGCUUGCUGGAGUGCCUAACUAAUAUUACGUUCGAAAAGUGCGGUUGCGUCAACUUCCACAUGCCACGAACCGAUGACAUGCCACUUUGCGGACCUGCGUUACUCAACUGCGCCUCAUCUGCGAACGAUGAGUUUAACAGAAAAAGAAGCAGCCAGAGGAGCCACAGAUACCAAGACAAAUCCGAAACCUUCACGGACUCCACCGGAUGCAAUUGCGUACCCGCCUGCUACUCCCUUCGCUACGACGCGGAAACCUCCCAGCUCGACUGGGACUGGAAUAACAUGCUGGGCGUCAACAAGACCUUCGAAGAGAACCAGACCGUUCACCUUUCGCGCUUGCGCGUUUUCUUCAAGGACAUGCAAUUUAUGACGUCCGAGAGAAACGAGUUGUACGGGCAGACGGAAUUCUGGGCGAAUUGCGGCGGCCUGGUCGGUUUAUUUACAGGGUUCUCACUCAUUUCGUUCAUUGAGAUUGUGUACUUUUGCUCGCUGAGAUUCAUUUGCAACCUCAAAAGGUACGGGUGGCGUUACUGGUCGGGAGCUGAAGAGUUACUUAACGUCAGGGAGUAAUUUUGAUGAUUAUGUUUCUUUUCUUACCUGUACGAUUGACAAAG
Photinus pyralis (common eastern firefly) is the source of this 1689-nucleotide messenger RNA. Its product is annotated as pickpocket protein 28-like. The transcript is spliced from 9 exons. Lineage: Eukaryota; Metazoa; Arthropoda; Insecta; Coleoptera; Lampyridae. The record is from RefSeq and is a predicted model, not a curated record. Gene Ontology annotation, molecular function: ligand-gated sodium channel activity. Gene Ontology annotation, cellular component: membrane. Gene Ontology annotation, biological process: sodium ion transmembrane transport. Bases 38 to 1645 code for a protein of 535 amino acids.